AGAAGGGAAAUGGAAAAACUAUUUUAUGUGUAGAUUUUAAGGCUCAUAAUACUUUAUGGGGAAGUAAAAGGACAGGUGAACAAGGGUAUGUUAUGUUGGUAUGUAACUUCUCGGGGUGCGGUGGUUUGUCAGGACUGCGUCUCUCUCUCUCCGGCUCUGGUCUGUAGAGGGGCGUGUGCAGAAUAUUACAUCCAUCCUCAGUCCUGCAGCUCCACUAAAGCACUGAGAAUUUGCAGUGUCUAGAUAUUCUUUGUCAUCCUCAUCACCCUUUUCUCUCAGAGCAAAUCUUCUCUCUCUCUUUCUGCCCUUCACUUGCAUUUCUUCUCGUCUCUCCAUCAUCAUGUCGUCAAACAGCGCAGACGGGGACUUGCUGCAGAUCCCUCUGGGGCUCAUCAACAGCGAAGGCAAGUAUCUGACAGCGGAGACCUUCGGUUUCAAGAUCAACGCGUCGGCCAGCAGCCUGAAGAAGAAGCAGACCUGGACGCUGGAGCAGACCGGGGAGGACGGCAGCGCCGUCUUCCUCAAGUCCCACCUGGGCCGCUACCUUGGCGCGGACAAAGACGGCAACGUUACCGCGGACAGCGAGACACGCGGCCGAGACUGCCGCUUCGUCAUCACAGCGCACGACGACGGGCGGUGGUCGCUGCAGUCUGAGCCCUUCGGCCGCUUUCUAGGAGGCAGCGAGGACCGGAUCACCUGCUUCGCGCAGACAGCUUCUCCGGCAGAGAGAUGGAGCGUUCACCUGGCCGUGCAUCCGCAGGUGAACCUUUACAGCUUUGCGCGGAAACGCUUCGCCCACCUGAGCGCCCAGGAGGUGUCCAUAGACAGGGACGUCCCCUGGGGCGUCGACUCGCUGGUUACGCUCGUCUACCGAGAUGAGCGCUACCACCUGGAGACCUCCGACAACCGGUUUCUGCGCAACGAUGGCAGCCUGUCCGCAAAAACGGACAAGGACACCGGCUACAUGCUGGAAUUCCUCUCAGGGAAAGUGGCAUUCCGUGACUGCAACGGCCGCUACCUGGCACCGGUGGGCCCCACGGGGACAAUGAAGAGUGGGAGGAGCGGCCGGGUGGGAAAAGAUGAACUGUUUGGCCUGGAGCGCAGCCACGCUCAGGUGGUGCUGACUGCGGGCAACGAGAAGAAUGUCUCUACGAGGCAAGGCAUGGAUCUGUCAGCCAAUCAGAAUGAGGAAGGGGACCAAGAAGUGUUCCAACUGGAGAUGAACCGUGAAGACAGGAAGUGUGCCUUUAGAACUGCUGCUGGGAAAUACUGGACCCUGACAGCAACUGGAGGACUGCAGUGCACGGCUUCCUCCAAAUCUGCUAACAGUUACUUUGAACUGGAGUGGCGUGAGGGUCGGGUGUGCAUUCGUGCAGCCAACGGGAAGUAUGUGACUGCCAAGAAGAACGGGCAACUGGCUGCUGCAGUUGACAGUACAGGGGAGGCUGAGCAGUUCCUGAUGAAGCUGAUCAACCGUCCAAUCAUUGUCCUGCGUGGAGAACAUGGUUUCAUUGGAGCUCGCAAAGCUGGACUUCCAACCCUCGACUCCAACCGGGCCUCCUACGAUGUUUUCCAAUUGGAGUUUCAUAACGGUGCUUAUUCCCUCAAAGACUCCCAGGGAAAGUACUGGUGCGUCGGAGACGACUCAGCAGUGGUGUGCAGCAGCUCCACUCCUGUCCAGUUCCUGCUUGAGUUCUGUGAUCUCAACAAGAUGGGAAUUCGGGCUCUGGGCGGGAAGUACCUUAAAGGCAACCAUGCCGGAGGGCUGAAGGCCAGCGCAGACUCUGUGGACAGCGCCACCCUCUGGGAAUACUGAGAAAUGACUUUUCUUUGUUCUUUAUCUGCACAAUGCUUCAAACUAUUGAAACUCAAUGUCUGCAGAUUCUUUUUUCAUACUCUUGUGUGUGUGCAGUUAUAAAUGUGUUUGGAUGGCUGUGUUGUGAAAGCUGAAUGUCACUGCAGCAGGACGCUGCAGGUAUUUCUAAUAACUGACUGGCCUUUCUGUAUUUCUACUGGAGAUUUCCAGUGACUUGUUCUGAAUGUGUCGCCACUCAUAAUGUCUUUCACUUCCAAUACGACUUACACAAGCUGUCUGAUUUUCCCAGUCUGUGAUGACUCCUGGUGACAUGUUGAAUGCUACAACUCUAACUCCUGCAUAUUAAUCUUUCUGCUGCUAUAAAGACUUCCUGGUAAGGUUCUCUGCUCUCAUUUCUUGCUGUCUGUUGAAGCGCAUUCAUACAAGGCAACCGGAUGACACAGUGUUAAUGAUUUGCAUUUGUUGGCUGUAAAUAAGGCUUCCACUGUCGCCGAAUGCUUCAAAACAUGAAACCAUGGAAACGUUGAAAGAAAAUAUGGAUGGUGAAUCCAGGAUUUGCCCAUGUGCUCUGUUCUCAGAUGUAAAGAGCUCUACAUACUUAGAAAGUGUGUCAGUGUGCAGCUUAAGAAAAUAUAAAAAUCUCUUUCAUGUGAAAUCCUGAUUGUGGUUAGAUACCGUUAGAAAUUUAAAUCCUUCCAAGAAUAAACAAUUAUAGAACAUCAAAUGGAACUUUUUUUUAUCAUUGAUCAUUUUCUAAAUUCUUUAUCUAAUUCUGCUAAAAGCACAAGUGGUGGAAAAGGACCUUUUAAAGCACAUGGAUGCACAUAAAAUACUUAUCUUGAACUGUGUAAUAAUUACUGCAAUAAUGCUUAAAAUAAAUCGUAAGCACAUUAUUAUUUUUUAUUAUCAGAGCUAAACAGGGCGCUGCUGCUCCUGGUGUCUUGUUGCUGUGCCUUCGACGGCGUAUUUACAUCUUUGUCAUUCAUGCUUUUCCAUUCUACUGAGCCAAAUGAAACUUCAAUAAAGUUUUCUCUUACACAGUCA
Molecule: messenger RNA, 2860 nt
Organism: Poecilia reticulata (guppy)
Lineage: Eukaryota; Metazoa; Chordata; Actinopteri; Cyprinodontiformes; Poeciliidae
Product: fascin-like
Biological process (GO): actin filament bundle assembly; establishment or maintenance of cell polarity; cell migration
Cellular component (GO): cell projection membrane; lamellipodium; filopodium
Molecular function (GO): actin filament binding; protein-macromolecule adaptor activity
Source: RefSeq, a predicted model, not a curated record